CCUUGUUUGAUACGUGACAUGUGUGGUUUUCUUUAGAAAAAAAAAACCAGCAGCACUUUUGAGAAGAGUUUUUUCUUUUCUUUUUUGGAUGAAUUUGAGAAGAGUUACCAACUUGCUACCAUGUAAAGCAAAGUUGUGCUCCUAUUUAAGUAUAUUUCCUUACUCCAUUCCAGUAUUCCACCAAACCACCACCAUUCCAGCAGCAUAACCAGAGCAGCUCAGCUGGUUGCUAGCACUCACUACGCCAUGGCUCCUCUGCUCUUCAGGGACAUGAAGGGCCUUUCGUGCUCGUCUCCGGCUUCCACCGCGAUAUGCCCGAGUUUGGAGCGGCAGCCGAUGGUCCGGUCACACAAGGCCAUUGUUAGUGCUAGCCCUCUGUCUCAGGUUCCCACCGAGCCCAGUACACACAGGCAUGACGGCAAGAAAGGGCAGCAUCACAAGGCCGUCGCACACGGUGGUGGCCUCGUCAGCCCGGCCGGCUCGUCCAGGUACCUGCUGAGCGGCCGCGCCGCCGCCGCCGCCGCCGCCGCCGAGGAGAUCCAGGAGGUGGAGUCUGCACCGGCCGUUGAUGCCAGUAGGGAGGAAGCAAGUCAAGUAGCUGAUGCGAAGAGCACACAGGCGCAGGAGCAGGUAGUUGUGCUGAAGGUAUCCCUGCACUGCAAAGCAUGCGCAGGGAAAGUGAAGAAGCACCUCUCCAAGAUGGAAGGUGUGACAUCGUUCGACAUCGACUUCGCGGCCAAGAAGGUGACGGUGGUCGGCGACGUGACGCCGCUGGGCGUGCUCAACAGCGUGUCCAAGGUGAAGAACGCCCAGCUCUGGGUGGCGCCGCCGGCGAUCGCCGCCUGAGGAGAAAAAAAAAUCUGAAACCAAAGCUAGCUUAGCUUAGGAUCCGUUCGCCGUGACUGGUAGGGAGUGCGGAGCUGGAGCCGUGCACGUACGCACGGCACGCAUAUGGGGCACUGACCACAGACGGACACGGCCAGCACGCUGGGCCAGUGCGUCUGUGAUGGUUGUCUCCUCGACUAGCAUGCGUCCGUGUCCUGACCCUUGCAUGCAGCUUUGGUUCUUCUUGUGGUCGUCUUGUGAUCAUCUGUUAGUCUGCUGUGGUUGGCGCCACGCGAGUUGAAUGCCGUCUUCGUGCUUAUUUCGUGUAUGAGUGGGUGACUGUGCUCUUUCCUCUUGCUGUAAUAUAAGCUUGGCACUGCAUUGCUGUCCU
Molecule: messenger RNA, 1216 nt
Organism: Phragmites australis (common reed)
Lineage: Eukaryota; Viridiplantae; Streptophyta; Magnoliopsida; Poales; Poaceae
Product: protein SODIUM POTASSIUM ROOT DEFECTIVE 2-like
Exons: 3
Coding region: 247-846 (199 amino acids)
Molecular function (GO): metal ion binding
Source: RefSeq, a predicted model, not a curated record